Molecule: messenger RNA, 1918 nt
Organism: Pollicipes pollicipes
Lineage: Eukaryota; Metazoa; Arthropoda; Thecostraca; Pollicipedomorpha; Pollicipedidae
Product: calpain-7-like
Biological process (GO): proteolysis
Molecular function (GO): calcium-dependent cysteine-type endopeptidase activity
Source: RefSeq, a predicted model, not a curated record
AUGUUGUCUAAGACGACAGGCAAGCGGCUGCUGCUGCUGAAGAACCCGUGGUCGCACCUGCGCUGGAAGGGCAACUACUCGGAGAUGGACCAGCGCCACUGGACACCGGCGCUGCGCCAAGCGCUCAGCUACGACCCGCAGUCGGCGCAGCAGUUCGACAACGGCGUGUUCUGGAUCGACUACGAGAGUCUCGUGCGCUUCUUCGACGUGUUCUACAUGAGCUGGAACCCUCAGGUGUUCUCGCACACGUUCGCCCACCACCAGACGUGGCUGGCCGGCCUCGGACCCAUCCGGGACAUGUACAACAUCGGAGAAAACCCGCAGUACCGUCUGGAGGUGCGCGGCCCCACCGUGGUCUGGGUGCUGCUGAGCCGCCACAUCACCGAGAUCGAGGACUUCCGCAACAACAAGGAGUACAUUACCGUGGCCGUCUACCGCACCGACGGCCGCAGAGUCUUCUACCCCAACGAGCCCGAGCCGUACAUGGAGGGCGGGCGCAUCAACUCGCCGCACUACCUCUGCAAGCUGACGCUGAAGAGGCCAGCAUUACACCUUCACCUCGUCAUCGCGCAUUACGAGAAGCUCAACACCAUCCACUACACGCUAGGGGUCCCGUACCUACCCACCCAGCAUUCGGUGACGGGCGAGUGGCGGGGCGUGACUGCCGGCGGCUGCACCAACCACCCACACACCUACCCCAACAACCCGGUGUACCAGCUGCGCCUGCCGGCCGCGGCCAGCCUCACGCUCCAGCUGAAGGGGCCGCGCGUUUACCAGAUGGGUGUGGACAUCACGUGCGUGGAGGCCAACCCAGAGUCGCCGGGCUACUUCCGCCGCCAGAGCUCGGGCUCGUACCGCUCUGGUUUCGUCGUGUUGGCGCUGGAGAACGUGCCACGCGGCACGUACAACAUCGUGCCCAGCACGUACAUGCCCGGCCAGGAGGGGCCGUUCAUCCUCAGCCUGUUGGCGGCCGAGCCGGCUCAGCUGGCCAGGAUCAAGUAGGCGCGUCGCUGGCGUGGCGGCGCUGUCGCCGCUUGAGGAUAGCCGGGACACGACACCGGUCGGACCGCGCUGCCGCUGACGAGGCUUCAUUAUUGCUGUCGGGACGAUGACGUCAUUCAUCCGGGGACGGCGGCACGUCGCCCCUGUGACGACCCGCGAGACGCGCAGAGCUGGGAUGACGCACGCGCUUGGGAGCCGUCGUCGCUGCCCCCUUGACGCUGCGUUGCCCCCGUUGGCAACCCUCAUGCCACAGCAUGGCCCGGGUGGCGCGCUCGCUUCGGUGACGCCAGCGCUGCCGCCGCCGCCGGCGUGCUGUCCUGGCGGUCGGAGGCGCGCCGCGGGUGGUGCUGGCCGAGUCGCCUGCUCCGGCGACGGCUCGGCUGCCGUCUGUGAUAGCCGGACGCCGGCGCCGUGUUGGCGGUGACCGCGCGCGUCUCGAGCCCGUGCGGUAUCGGAUGGCGCGCCGUCAUGGCCCUUGUGGCGCUGGGUGUUCCCCGGCGCUGCUGAGACGAGUUGACACCCGCACAGGUGCAAUCUGUUCAGUACAUUCGUCACGUCCUUUGGAGUGCUAGGUGAAUCGUGCGAAAAGGUGCGCCUCGCACAUGUUGAAGAUGCGUGCCUUCUCUGUGUUGUAGUGAGAGUUAUGAACAUAGCGUUGGACGUGUGUUUGAUGCGUUGUUUCAAUCCCCAUGAGCCUGCCCUUGGAUAUUGUUAUGACUGGGUAUCUGGUGCUGCUGUUGGAGCCGUAAACGGUUUGUAGUUUUGCGAGUAUAUCGUCAGUCUGUUACUUGAGCUGUGCUGGGAAUGUCGCGGUUCUGUCCUGCUUGGGUUCAGCACUUAAAACUGUGUGAUACGACAGAGGGGCUGCUAUGCCUAUAUUUUAUUUUCACAGCUUAGCCCUGAAUAAAUAAAUGAA